AUGUUGGCCCGAUCUGUCUUGCGGAGUGUGCCGUCGAAGGCCAUCUCCAGGCAAUGCUUCCAGCAGGUUGCAAAGAGAUCGUCCUCCACCGCUUCUGGCUCGCAAACACAGUCUCCAUUUUACCUGACCUUAACCGCAUCGGCAGCUACGGCCACUGCCAUCGGCUCUAUGGCCUGGUAUUAUCAUCUCUAUGGAGAUGAAGCCUUUGCCAUGACUCCCGCCGAGGAGGGUCUCCACGCUACUCAGUACCCUUGGGAACACAGCAAGUGGCUCAAGACCUUCGAUCAUGCAGCCCUUCGCCGUGGUUUCCUCGUUUACCGUGAAGUUUGUGCUCAGUGCCAUUCUCUCAGCCGUGUCCCGUGGCGAUCAUUUGUUGGUGUCAUGCACACUGUCGACGAGAUGAAGGCAAUGGCUGAGGAACACGAGUACGACACCGAGCCCAACGACCAGGGUGAGAUUGAGAAGCGUCCUGGAAAACUGUCCGAUUACAUCCCGGCUCCCUACAAGAACGACGAAGCCGCCAGAGCUGCCAACAACGGUGCCUUGCCCCCAGAUCUCAGCUUGAUUGUCAAGGGCAGACAUGGUGGCUGCGACUACAUCUUCUCGCUCUUGACCGGCUAUCCUGAGGAGCCCCCAGCUGGCGCCAGCGUUCAGGAAGGAUUGAACUUCAACCCCUACUUCCCUGGUACAGGAAUUGCUAUGGCCCGUGUUCUUUUCGAUGGUCUUGUCGAAUAUGAAGAUGGAACCCCUGCUACCACCUCCCAAAUGGCCAAGGAUGUUACUGAGUUCCUCAACUGGGCUGCCGAACCCGAGAUGGAUGAUCGAAAGAAGAUGGGUAUGAAGGCUGUAGUCCUUCUCAGCACCCUUUUUGCGAUCAGUGUCUGGGUCAAGCGUUACAAGUGGGCCACUAUAAAAACGAGAAAGAUUGUCUACAACCCACCAAUUGGCCCCAGGCGAUAA
Trichophyton rubrum CBS 118892 is the source of this 960-nucleotide messenger RNA. RefSeq names its product cytochrome c1, heme protein, mitochondrial. The transcript has 5 exons. Lineage: Eukaryota; Fungi; Ascomycota; Eurotiomycetes; Onygenales; Arthrodermataceae. Gene Ontology annotation, biological process: mitochondrial electron transport, ubiquinol to cytochrome c. The record is from RefSeq and is a predicted model, not a curated record. Gene Ontology annotation, molecular function: electron transfer activity; heme binding. The coding region runs from base 1 to 960 and encodes 319 amino acids.